UUCGUUCGUCGGCGAUAAUCUCAUAAAGCUAUCUGAUUGAUAAUUUUUUCAUUUAUUUUAAUAUGACGAUUUACAGUAGAUUGAGGAUAUUCUAUUAAUGAAUAAAAACGUGCAGUUGAUAAACAUUUUAAAGUAUUAAAAUUAAAAAGAAAUAGUUAAUAUUGUAGUUUUGAAAUCAAGUGACUUUUGUUUAGUUUUUGAGUGAACGAUGGCGUUGGUUUUCAGAUGGUAUAAUCGUAUGCUUCUCAACCAUCCUUGGAAAAGCCAGGCUUUAACAACUGGUUGUCUGAUGGCAACUAGUGAUUUUAUUGCACAAACUGCAGUAGAAAAAUCUGAACUGAAACAUGUUGAUUGGUUUCGAGUAGGAAGAUUUGCAUUUCUAGGACUAUUUUAUGUAGGACCAAGUUUAAGACUUUGGUAUCUUACUUUAGACAAAAUCUAUGGUGUAGCUGGUAAAACUGUUGGAAUAAAAAAAGUUUUGACAGAUCAGUGUAUGUUUAGUCCAGCAUUUAUUGCAAGCUUUCUUAUUGUGUGUGGAAAAUCUCAGUUUCAUACCUGGAAUGAAAUCAAGCAGAAAAUCAACAAUGAUUACUUCACGAUAUUAAAGACUAGCUACAAGCUGUGGCCUUGUGCUCAACUCAUUACUUUUUAUGUCAUUCCUUUACAACUGAG
Messenger RNA from Uloborus diversus, 672 nucleotides. RefSeq names its product protein Mpv17-like. Lineage: Eukaryota; Metazoa; Arthropoda; Arachnida; Araneae; Uloboridae. The record is from RefSeq and is a predicted model, not a curated record. Gene Ontology annotation, cellular component: cytoplasm; membrane.